This is a messenger RNA of Arvicola amphibius (Eurasian water vole), 3057 nucleotides long. It is a transcript of the gene St18, whose product is annotated as ST18 C2H2C-type zinc finger transcription factor. The transcript is spliced from 18 exons. Gene Ontology annotation, cellular component: nucleus. NCBI's taxonomy places the organism in Eukaryota, Metazoa, Chordata, Mammalia, Rodentia, Cricetidae. Bases 22 to 3057 code for a protein of 1011 amino acids. Gene Ontology annotation, biological process: regulation of transcription by RNA polymerase II. Gene Ontology annotation, molecular function: RNA polymerase II cis-regulatory region sequence-specific DNA binding; DNA-binding transcription factor activity, RNA polymerase II-specific; zinc ion binding. The record is from RefSeq and is a predicted model, not a curated record.
AGGGCUGCAUAUGACUGCUCUAUGGCGAAGAAGAGGAGAGCUGAAAAGCAGGCACUGGGGGUGCCCGUUAACAAGCGGAAAUCCCUGUUAAUGAAACCACGGCACUACAGCCCAGAUGUGGAUUGCAAGGGAAACCCGGACAACAGAAAUGAGGAUGAUGGCCGAUUAGAGACGAAUGAUCACUCCACUGCAGAGGAAAGCAUGGUAAAGCCUGUAGAGGAGACCCUUCAUUCACCUGCGGGAGAAAACUCACUCCGGACGGAAGACCAAUACGCGUGUUAUCCAGAGCUCAUGGGUAAAUCUCUAAUGCACCUAGGCAAAUACGAAGAAAGUGUGUCUGUGCCGACCGUAAGAGAAAACUUAAACGACAGUGGCAUCCAGUCUUUAAAAGCAGAGAGUGACGAGGCAGAUGGGUGCUGUACGAGCCACUCAGACGAUGGAAGGGACAAAGUCCACAGCUCCCAGCCACCUUUCUGCUCCUCUGGCGACAGUGAAAGUGACUCUGACAGCGCAGAGAAUGGAUGGGGCAGUGGCUCCGUUUCCUCAGAAGACACGGACCCUCACAGAGCCCACAAACACAAGCCGGCAUACGCUGCUAAAAAGGACCUGCUGGAAGUUCCUGAGAUAAAAGCUGAAGGUGACAAAUUUGCCCCGUGUGAGAACAGGUCUGAUUCCGACGCCGAAGGGAGAGACCUACAGAACUCCCACACGGAACCGCUGGCUGUCAAAGCCCGGCCUUCCUUCCCAGAGGCUGAAGACGGCGAGAGCCUGGUCCCCGUUACAGAGGAGCCUGGAGAAGUGGAUAAAGCGAAGGGGAACCUGAGUUUGUUGGAGCAGGCUAUUGCUCUGCAGGCUGAACGAGGUUCUGUCUUCCACCACACCUACAAGGAGCUGGACUGCUUUCUCCUGGACCACCUGGUGAGGGAGCGGAGGCAACCCAAGGUUACAGACACGGGUGGAAGACAAAUCUUUAACAAUAAACAUUCGCCAAGGCCUGAAAGGAGGGAGGCCAAGUGCCCCAUCCCUGGCUGUGACGGCACGGGGCACGUAACUGGGCUCUAUCCCCACCAUCGCAGCCUUUCCGGGUGCCCCCACAAAGUGCGAGUUCCUCUGGAAAUUCUUGCCAUGCAUGAGAAUGUGCUCAAGUGCCCCACCCCAGGAUGCACAGGAAGGGGACAUGUGAACAGCAAUCGCAACACUCACAGAAGUCUUUCGGGUUGUCCCAUUGCUGCGGCUGAAAAGUUGGCAAUGACCCAGGACAAAGGUCAACUUGAUUCUUCCCAAACUGGAAACUGUCCUGAGCAAGCUCACAGGACGAAUUUGGUGAAGCAAAUUGAAUUUAACUUCCGCUCGCAAGCCAUCGCCUCUUCAAGAGCCACUGCAUCAAAAGAACAAGAGAAGUUUGGGAAAGUACCGUUCGAUUAUGCCAGUUUCGAUGCACAAGUUUUUGGUAAACGUCCUCUUCUACAAACAGGGCAAGGACAAAAAACACCACCAUUUCCUGAAUCAAAGCAUUUUUCAAAUCCAGUGAAAUUUCCUAAUGGGCUGCCUAGUGCUGGCGCCCACACACAGAGCACAAUCCGUGCCAGCUCUUAUGGCCAUGGUCAGUGCAGUGAAGACACCCACAUAGCAGCAGCUGCUGCCAUCCUGAACCUUUCCACCCGCUGCAGGGAAGCCACAGACAUCCUCUCCAACAAACCACAGAGCCUGCGUGCCAAGGGAGCUGAGAUAGAAGUGGACGAAAAUGGCACAUUGGACUUAAGCAUGAAAAAAAACCGAAUCCUGGACAAGUCUAUACCCCCAACUUCCUCUCACACUAUAAUUACAACCCCAUCUUCUUCCCCAUUCAAAGCAAGCAGCCUUUUGGUCAAUGCUGCUUUCUAUCAGGCUCUCUGUGACCAAGAAGGCUGGGAUGUGCCCAUCAACUAUAGCAAAACCCAUGGAAAGACAGAGGAGGAGAAAGAGAAAGACCCUGUGAACUCCCUAGAAAAUUUAGAGGAAAAGAAGUUUGCUGGAGAAACCUCUAUUCCAAGCCCAAAGCCCAAGCUCCAUUCAAGAGAUCUCAAGAAAGAACUAAUUACCUGCCCAACGCCAGGAUGUGAUGGAAGUGGUCAUGUCACAGGCAACUAUGCAUCUCACCGUAGUGUGUCCGGGUGUCCUCUAGCAGAUAAGACUCUUAAGUCCCUCAUGGCUGCCAACUCUCAGGAGCUUAAGUGUCCGACGCCAGGUUGUGAUGGUUCUGGGCAUGUGACUGGAAACUAUGCUUCCCAUAGAAGCUUGUCUGGUUGCCCUCGUGCGAGGAAAGGUGGCAUCAAAAUGACCCCUACCAAGGAAGAGAAAGGAAGACUCCGACUUAAGUGUCCUGUAAUAGGGUGUGACGGUCAAGGUCACAUAUCGGGUAAAUACACGUCACAUCGCACAGCUUCUGGCUGUCCUCUGGCUGCCAAGCGACAGAAGGAGAAUCCCCUCAAUGGGUCCCCUCUCUCCUGGAAGCUGAACAAGCAAGAACUUCCCCACUGUCCUUUGCCAGGAUGCAACGGGCUGGGGCAUGUCAAUAACGUCUUCGUCACCCACAGAAGUUUAUCUGGAUGCCCUCUCAAUGCACAAGCUAUCAAAAAGGUCAAGGUCUCGGAGGGACUAAUGACCAUCAAGCUCAAAGCAACCGGGGGUAUUGAUGGUGAUGAAGAAAUUAGGCAUUUGGAUGAAGAAAUAAAGGAACUGAAUGAAUCCAACCUUAAAAUUGAAGCAGAUAUGAUGAAACUUCAGACCCAGAUAACAUCUAUGGAGAGCAACUUGAAGACCAUAGAGGAGGAGAACAAGCUUAUAGAGCAGAGCAACGAGAGUCUGCUGAAGGAGCUGGCGGGGCUCAGCCAGGCUCUCAUCUCCAGCCUCGCUGACAUCCAGCUGCCACAGAUGGGGCCUAUCAAUGAGCAGAAUUUUGAAGCGUAUGUAAAUACUCUCACGGACUUGUACAGCAAUCUGGAACGAGACUACUCUCCGGAAUGCAAAGCUCUACUGGAAAGCAUCAAGCAGGCAGUGAAGGGCAUCCAUGUGUAG